CUCUGGUCUCCCGCGGAGAGUCUGACAUGGACUGCUACAGUAGUAGAUAGCUUGCGGGAGUCGAUACGCACCCUUCGUUGUGACUUCUUGUGCCUUCAAGAUACACAAAGCAAGCGAGCUAUCCACUAACCACAAUGGUUCCCUCCUUCCCGUGCGAGUGGUGUAGUUCUAACAUCUUCUUGAAGGGGUAGCUGCAGAUGACGUCACUGUUCAGAACAAAGAAAGGCUCGGCAUCUUUCUCCAGUAUCUCCCUUGCCAGACCCAGUGGCCC
Geodia barretti is the source of this 271-nucleotide messenger RNA. The record is from the annotation of a GenBank genome assembly. NCBI's taxonomy places the organism in Eukaryota, Metazoa, Porifera, Demospongiae, Tetractinellida, Geodiidae.